GUACGGUUUGGUACUUCGGUCUGGUGUGCAGUAGAUUAUAUCUGUGGUUAGUUUUUAAAGAUAUGUGAAACGAAUAACGGAGUGUAAAUAUCGCGACAUUAAUAAAUGUUGCUUGCAAGAGGAAUUAUUAUUAUAAAGCGUGACGACUGCUUGUGUUUUUUCUAGUUUUUAAAUGCUUUGCCAGCGCUUCGUAGACCGUCGACUGUAUUUGUGAAUUCCUGAUUGAUUAAUGGUGAUUCCAUAGCAAAUGAAUAUUUGCAUGCUGCAGUUAUGUGCUUCCAUUGUGAAAACAUAAUUGUUUUAUGGUGAUAAUAUGUCAAAAUCAAACAUAAGGAAGAUAACGGUUGACCCUACGAAAUGUAAUACAGACUCUCGUCGACCAAGUGUGUUUGAGAGGUUGGGGACCAAACCAGCAGUCACUGCCGGCCAAAAUUCGUCGGAUUAUUGUAGAAACUGGGCACUAAACGGCAGCUGUUCGUACGGAAAGAAUUGCAAAUAUGCAAAUACUCACACAUUAAUAAGUCCGUCCAAGCGUGCCAAAAAGGAUAAUGCUAUUGCAAGUACUACGGGACUCAUUGAGGAUCCAUUUAAAAGGCUUACUUCCAAGAUCGUAAAAAAGCCAUCGCACAGUCCCGAUUUAAAUUUGGAAGAGUGGAAUCAAACAGAUUUGGAAUACGAAGACGAAAAAGUAUUGGAAAGACGUAGACAGUUGUUGCAGCGUGAGCUAGAGCUACAAAUGAAGAAGGACAAAGAAGUUCAUGGGAAAGACAAAGUGAGACAAAAGAAAAAGGCUAUGACUUCUUCAUCGAGUUCUCAUACUUCAAGCACAUCUAGCAGUAGUAGUAGUUCUAGCAGCGAAGAUUCAUCUUCCAGUUCGACAUCUGAUUCGCGUAAGAAAGUUAAGAAAAUUAAAUCUAAACGACAUCAUAGUGGAUCUACUGAUUAUGAUGAAGAUAAAGAAAGAAGAAGAAAAUUGAAGUUAAAAAGGCUUGGAACAAAAAAUGAAAAGCCAUCAGUGAAGAAGAAGCGUAAGUUUGAAAGCAGUUCCGCGAAAAAAGAAAUUAAUGUUAGAUCAGCAAAAAAAUACAGUUCGUCUACAGCGUCAAAGAAACAUUCUUCUACACCUCGUACAAGAUCACCAGCAAUACAAAUAUCUACAGCUGUAACAUCGACAACGACUGCAGUAUUAGGUUCUUCAGUAUCUGUACCUCAUCAUGGAACAUCAAAUAAAAUUAGAGAAAGAAACAGAAGUGAAUCUCCAAAAACAAUAAAGAAUAGAGAUAUGGAGAAAGAAGAUAGACAUUACAAGAAAGUGAGAGAUAUAGAUGAAUUAUCUAAAGAUAAUGCCAAGAAUAAACCCUUUGAUAAAGUCAAAGAACAGGACAAAGAGAAAAAUCGUGUAAUAGAUGAGAAAAUAAAAGCAAAUGAGAAAUUAAAAACGAAAUGUAAAGAUAAAGAUAUACGUUCUAGAACGCCUCCGACAUCUGAUAGAUCGAAACAUCAGCACUCAAAGGAAAUAAUUUCAACGAAAACUCGUCGUAGUCGUACACCUGAAAAAUCAUCGAGAUCUAAACGAGAGCUCACGCCGCCGAAAACUCAGGAUAGACAGCUGUCUACGAAUAGAUCUCGAGACGCAGAGAAGAAAGAUCGCGAGUCACAUAAAACUGAUAAAAGUAAAGAUAGAGAGGACAUAAGAAAAAAUGAACAAAAUAAUAAAGCCAGACAAGUGUCGAACCAAGAAGAGAGUCAUAGAAGGAUUGGUAAAGAGUUCGAUGAUAAAACUUAUUUAGGUGAUAAGACUCGACAAAAGAGCAGAGAACGACGUGACAAAGAGCAUACAAGAGAUGAACGUGGGCAUUCGAGGCUUGCUCGAGAUCAACGAGAUGCUCGUGAUAAAGACAAGGAAGAUCUACAGGAACGUUGUCGUGAACGACCACGGGAAAGAGAUCGCGAUCGAGAUAGAGAUCGAGAACGUGAUCGUGAGCGAGAAAGGGAUAGGGAUCGAGAUCGCGAUCGUGAUAGAGAUCGGGAUCGUGAUAGGGAUCGCGAUCGCGACCGAGAUCGAGAUCGUGACAGAGAGAAGGAACCAAUAAAGGCAAGAGAUAGAGACGUUCCGUCUUUAGUUUCGACAUCAAUAAAUUUAACAGCGGACAAAAAUUCGCGUUAUAGUCGGGAUAAAGAACGAAUAGUAAUGAAGGAUAAUGUUUUUGAGAAGAAUGGAACUCGAGAGCGUAGAAGCGAUAGGGAAAGAGAACGAUCCGAAACGAAAGCUCUUUCUGACAGAGACAGAACAUCUCAGCGUAUUGAUAAUAGGUACGACAGGAAUACUGUGGAUAAAGAUGCAUCAGCUCGUAAGGCUGGUAUAAAUUCACCUAGGGAUCGUAUUGAUCGUUUUCCUCGAGAAAGAUCUUUGGAUAGAACAUCGUUGCUUGAUAAAGGUGUACACAAUGCCCCACCAUUGUCACAAGCUCCUUCUUUACCAACCGUUCAAUCUUCUAUAGCAUCUUCGUCAUCCUCAUCUGCACCACCUACAUUAUCAAGCUCGCGAGACAACUUACUUGACAGAAUAGAUGUCGGACACUAUGAUCGUGAAAGACACAGACGAUUCAGUACAAGAUACGACCGAAAUCAUACAUCUGAACAUGAUCAAUCACGCGUUACACCAACCAAAGUUGAUCGUUUGAUCGAAAGACGGGAAGCUAGUCCACGACGAACAAUUGAAAUUGACAGAAACUACAAUAGAAAUUAUGGGCGUUUGUCGGAACAUUGGGACGAACAGGAGGAAGCAUCUUCGCAUUUAGAUUAUCGUGAUCAUCAUGUUCAUGAAGAUGAUAGAAGAAAAACUGUCGACGGAAGAAGAUACGACAGUCCGUUCGAUGAAAGACGCGGAAUUCGCGAAGAAAGAUCUCGAGAAUCUAGAUAUGUCGUUCAAACUACCGACAGAACAACAACAUUUGACGAUCAUCGACAUCAUCAUCAUCAUCACAGACAUCCACUCUACCCUGGAGAAAAAUUAAGAAGCAACACCUCCAUACGGGAUGAAAAUGUUCCUAACGAUGAUUGGGAUAGUCAUCAUCGUGACGUGGAACAUGGGAGAGAACGAACUUAUGGUCCUGUUGAUUGGGAAGAAAGAGAAUGGCGAGUAAGAGGAUUAUGGGACAAUAGAGACAGUAUUUCUCAAUCAGAGAUGCAUGAUGAUGAUUGGAAUUCUCGAUAUGAUAAUUCUGUAUCAGAUUGGAAAUCAAGCGAGUCUCGAAAAUGGGAUAAUCAAUCAAUGCAUAUUCGAGGACACUAUAGAAACGAUCGAACUAAGGAAUUAGAAAUAGCAGAAUCCACAUCGCAUAAGUAUGUUACAAGUAAAAGAAGAACUUACAACAGUUCUGAAACUAGAGAUGAAUGUACACUUCAUAGUUCUAAACAAGCAUCUUUAUAUGGUAGUAUGAAAGAAGAACCUAUUAAUAAAAAGUUAAUGGAGCUUGCAGAAGGUAAAUUACCUACGACUCGAGAAAAAUCAGACACUUUUCAAAAGAAGGCUGUAUCGAAAGAGAAACCUGAAAUAAAAGAAACUGUUACUUCUGAAUCAAAACGUACUUGCAUUGACGAGUCUUUGCAAACGCUUCAUACUGAAAGUGAUCUUAGUGACAUUAGUGAUGACCCAGAUGACAUAUUAAAUAUGGAAGAUAUUACAGAUAUAGAUACAAAUAAAGCACGAGUAACUAAGAAAACUCCUGAUAUCAUACAACGAGAUGGCCAGCUAACAGCUCAAGAAGCAGAUCUCUCGUCUCCGAAAGAAACCAUAGAGGAAACAGUUUUCAAUACAAAAGGAAAAGAUAAUGCUGACGCGAUGUCCUUCAGAAAUAUAGAAGAUGAAAAUAUGGAAACUAUGGAUUUUGAAGAGAUUUCUGAUGGUGAAUUAGAGGAAGACAUUAAAACGAGUGGUAAAGGUUUAGGCGAUGCUUUAGGAGUUGAUUGGGAAAGUCUUGUUAAAGAAACACAACCUCGUAAAUCUGUAUCAUGUAAUAAAAAUUCAGAGAAUCGUUGGCAGUGUAAAGCGAUUCUGCAUAGAAUUGGUGUUUCUGCUAAAUAUGCAGGUGAAGAUGUAAUGAAAAAACUGGCAAAAAAAUAUGGAAACGACGAUCAUUCAGAAUUUUUCCUUCAUAAUGUUGCAUUUAUGCACACAGCGCUUGCACGAAAUCGCUUGUUACGUGAUUUAAAUAAUGAUAUGCUACCUACAGUGGAUGAUUUUCUGUAUAGAAAUACUAAUGUAAAUAAUGAUGAGGACGUGGAUUACGAUUUAGAAAUUUUAAAACCUUGUACAGCUUUAUAUGAAGAAGCAAAAUGUUUAUUACAACAGGCAGUAUGAAACAAUCUUUUAAUUUGUAGUACAUGAUAUUCAGAAUUGUACUUUGCUACUAUAUUAUAUAUAAUACAGCAUAAAGUACAAGUGCAUCAUAUUGUUACUUACUAGUCUUGUUCAGCUAUUUAACAAUUUCUGCUGCCAACUUAGCCAUUUACGGUGCAAUGUAAAAAGAAAUUAAAUUGAUACAUUUUUCUUAACAUCUAGUUCUUUAAUUUUCCAUAACUAAAUAUCUUUUUGUAUACUAUUCACUCUUUAUGUAUUCUUAAUCAAAAUUAUAAUCAUUAAAAUUGAACAUUACAGUAGAUGGUAUUUUAAAAAGAUAUAACGAUUUUCUAAACAAUAUAAUUUUAUUUUCAAAGUUA
Messenger RNA from Frieseomelitta varia, 4722 nucleotides. Its product is annotated as zinc finger CCCH domain-containing protein 13-like. Gene Ontology annotation, cellular component: RNA N6-methyladenosine methyltransferase complex. Gene Ontology annotation, molecular function: metal ion binding. The record is from RefSeq and is a predicted model, not a curated record. Lineage: Eukaryota; Metazoa; Arthropoda; Insecta; Hymenoptera; Apidae. The transcript is spliced from 10 exons. Bases 314 to 4363 code for a protein of 1349 amino acids.